This is a messenger RNA of Paramecium tetraurelia, 717 nucleotides long. RefSeq lists its product as uncharacterized. Lineage: Eukaryota; Ciliophora; Oligohymenophorea; Peniculida; Parameciidae. The record is from RefSeq and is a predicted model, not a curated record. The transcript has 2 exons.
AUGUUAUAGUUAAUUAAUUUGAUAAAAUUGAGACAAUAACAGCUAUGUGAGCAUUAGCCUUAUGAUCCAAAGAUUGAUAAGGAACGUAUAAAUUAAGAGAAUUAAUUACUCUAGAUCUUAUACCGUUUCUAAAGAGUUCAUAUUGAUGAAAAAUUGAAUUUCUAUGAACAAUCAGCUCAACUCAUGAAUAAACCUAUUCAACCUUUACUUCCUAUGCAAGUAUAUGAUUUUAUUGCUAAACUGUAUAUGGAAUUUUUUCAAGAAAAUCAAUUUCAAGAUAAAGCUUAAAAGAUCUCAUUAAUCUUGGAGAAUGAGAUGCAUAAGAAUUAAUCUUUCAUCAUACUUAUGAUCAAGUGGCUGCUCGAGUAUUAUAGAUAUUAAGUCAAACCAACAGAGCCUCAAAUAAAACCUGUUUAAAUAAUGAGAAGAAAACUAUUGAUGACAAUUGAUUAAAAUAAAUUGGAAGUGAAAAAGUCAUCGGAGUCACAAACUAAAAGGAUUAGAAUGCUAAAUUUAUCCAAAACUCCAGAAAAUGAUUAUAACACUCUUAGUUCGGCUAAUUAAUAAUCAACCUUAAGGAGAAACAAAAUAAAUUAAAGACAGUUAUAUAAUGUAAUACCAGACUUAGAUUGGGAAAUACCUUGGGAUCGAUCAUAUAAAUUGCUAUACAAUAGAAACAAUAGAAUAUCUAAAUCUAUAUAGAAGCAUUUCAAUUGA